Messenger RNA from Bombyx mandarina (wild silkworm), 5690 nucleotides. RefSeq names its product NHS actin remodeling regulator GUK-holder (gene gukh). NCBI's taxonomy places the organism in Eukaryota, Metazoa, Arthropoda, Insecta, Lepidoptera, Bombycidae. The record is from RefSeq and is a predicted model, not a curated record. Gene Ontology annotation, biological process: cell differentiation.
UGAAUAGGGAGUGUGGUGCGUGUUGCUAUGAUAAUGGCGGGAUUUCGUAAACAAGAAGUUUCUUUGAAACUUUUCUGAACUUAUUAUCUGAAUUAAAAUAUUUUCUCAUCAACUAAUACGUAACCUGAACUGCAUGUCUUAGCAAAAACAAGGGAUUUAGUGAAAGUUCACCGGUCAGGAUGUCGGUUAAUUCAAAGUGGCGGUUACCUGACGUUUUUUGUGAUAAUGUGUUGAAUGGAUGUGGGAAUUACAUUUAAUUCGCAGUGCGGGAAUGGGUGAAUGAAUAUUUCGGAACUAAUAUCGAGAUGCCUUUCGUGCCACGUGCGGUCGAACCUAAGUAUUUGUCACGGACAAGUUUGCGAGACGAAAAUGGAAAGCCAAAAAUUGCCGAUGAAGAAUUACAAGCUGUAACUAACUGCACUUUGACGAAUGCGCUCAGACAGCUCGCCUCGCUCGUGCUUCUUGCCGAGGAUAUAUUCAGCGAGCUAACAGAGCAGCUGCAAGAGAUAACAAUACGGUCUAAGGCGGCACAGACGAAGAUCGAAAAAAUCAACGAAGUGGUCAUUAACUUUGACCCGAAGAAAGUGCCAGUCCCGGAGGGGAGCCUGUCCGACUUUGCUGUUCGCAAAGUCCAUUACACGGCAAGCAAUCCCCAUAAAAAUGGCCUAUUCGUUCCCGACACGAGGCCGCCAAGUCUACGCAAGCUGUACGAAAAGGCUACCACAGACAGAAUUUCUAUUGCCAUACUGGAUCAAAUGCGGAAAGAUUCGCACCAUUCCCCAUAUUUAUUGUGCACGCCGGUCCUUAGCAACAAACGUAGAAAAAUCUACCAGAAAGUAGACGUCGAAAUCGAAACACAUAUUCCGUAUGUAGUCGAACAGCUACGGAAAUGGACCUCAAAAGAAGCAAUAGGAGACGUUACAGCCCUCCCAGAUGCUUCAAUGAGAAUAGCGAGCAGUGUAACAUUAACUCCCGACGAAUUGUCAGAAUGCGGAUCAGGCGACGACGAGCCCAUAGAUCACAAAUUGCCAAGUCCCGAGGAACAACUCAGAGUCAUCGCUAGCAAGUUUCCACCGGAAUUAGUUGCAAUCGACACCUCGGGCAAGUUCUUCGACCGAAUGUGCAGUUCCCGGAAAUCUCUACACAUAGAGAGCGGUAAUGGUGAAACUGACACCGUGAAACGACGGACUAGGCCGAGAAAGCCACGGGGUAAAAGACGAAACACCAUUUCGGGCACUGAUCAGAAAGAGCUUAGAGAGGCUAUAGCUGGCGAUACAACAAAUGCUGUGGCUUCUGAAGAAGUUGAAGAAAACAACACUGUCAUCAGAUCACAGUCUAGCGACUUACUUAAGAAAAGUCCUAUUGACCCGGUAACGAAAAAAGGACACUUCAAUUCACUAAAACAAUGGGGAAAAAAUAGACUGAAAUUGAUUGGUAGAUCUCCAAGCGCCAGUAGAGAUAGUUUUAAAGACACUACUAAAUUUGAUAAAAGUAAAGAUGUAAAGAUCCUCGUAAACCAAGACGUUGUUUCUGUAUCGGAAAGUGUGACAAUGCGUAAAAAACGAGACGGCAGUGAAGAGAGAAGGUCGCAUCAGAGAUGUGCCUCAUAUUCGUCCUCCGAAAAAAGCAUUGGAGUACCUGCCGCCGUUCCUAAUACAGCCACAAUCAACAGUGGAGUCAAACUUAGAACUACUUCUGUUCAACGACGUCUGAGACGAUCGGGUAUUGGUAAAGACGAACCACAUUCGUCGAGCGGGAAUUGGUCAGCCAGUUCUGAAUCCGGUCGAACUAGCAUAGGGUCAGAAAUAACAUCGACUACUGUUCCACCCAAAAGUACAACAUCCGCUGCCACAUCCAAUAAUUCACUAAGCGGCCAUCACGGCCCUCCUAGUUCUAUAAUAAGUCGUAGACGUUUUCCAAACACAUCUGGCUCUGGAAGUGUAACCAGUGAGGGUACUUUAACACCCGAUAUUAUUCACGAUCUACAUGAAGAUAUAGAGACAAGUUCUGAAUUUUCAUGUGACACAGAAGGAUACUACACUUCCUUUCACAUGGACUCGGGCUUAAAAACAUUAAAAGAAGAAGACGUCAUACCUAGUACACCUCUACAUACGAGCAAUGCUUUGUCAAAUUCGUCAAAUAGCCAAACGAUGACUGCAGAAAACGAAUAUGAAUUAUUUGGCAAAGGCUCAACAAGUACAACAACCAGCUCAGCCGGUACUGUUUGUACAGCACUCAUGGCGGCUGGUAGUGAUCGAUCUUUAGUAACAAGUCCAACGGUACCGGAACGAAAGAGUUCCCUUACAAAAAUAAACAGAAGUCGAAACAAUACAUCAUUAGAAAGGAACAUAAAUUCAUCGUUCUCAUCUAACUCACCAUUCAAUAAUAUGAGAUAUAAUUCCGUAAGAUCAUAUGCGGAAAAAAGAAUCUCUAAUAAUACGUCUCCUGAAGUUAAUGUGCCCACUUCAACUAUAACAAUAACAAAUAAUGUGGGAAGGGAAAUUACGGCAGUUGCGGAAGUCCACACCGAAACAGAAGCGGAGAGUACAAAGAAAAGUACUGGUACGAGUUCGCCAGAUUCUGGACAUAAUACUUCAAGUUCGCCCAUUGAAGAUUCUAUAUCGAGUGCUCAUGGAAAGAACAGUCUUUCUGAACAAGAUUACUCAGAAUCUUCUGAUCUUGAAGGAACUGAAAGAAUUGAAAGAAUUAGGUAUAAAACGACAAUAAACAGCUCCCGGAUUCCAUCUAUGUGUGUCAUUACUCCAACGAACUCUGAUGAUGAAAGCGAAACCAGUAAUAAAGAUUGUGAAGUCACAGAGAGUAAAAGCGUUGAGAAAUUAGGUAUUACAGAGAUGCAGAUAAUCGCAAACAGGCCUAAGUUAGAAUUACCGACCGAUGAAAAAUCAAGACUUUCCACAAACGUAGCCAAACCAAAUUUCAAACCAACUAGUCAAAUCAAUUUAAAAACAUUACAACCUCUGAGCAAUUUAAUGUGCAAACUGAAGGGUGUUCUACCACAAAAGUUGUCUAAUAAAAAAUCGCCAGUUACAAGAGAACCAGAUUUCAUCGCUGACAUCUAUGAUAGCGGUGAUUACGUAACUAUUGCUGACGUAAAAAAUAAUAAUCAAUCAUUGUCUUAUAAUAAAAGUGUGUACGGCAAUAAUGAUAUAGUUAAAAAGAAUUUACAAACAGUUCUCUCAGGAAAGUUACCCGACACUGAGUAUGUUUCACUCAACGAAUUACCCAAUUGCUUAAACGAAGGAAAAGAUUAUCUAGAACAUGGCUUUGAAGAUAAACGCUCUCCGGCAUUAGAAGAAAUUCAAAAGAAAGGAGCUAAAGUUACGUUAGAUUCGCAAGGACAAGUCAUUUUUUCUUCAGACACUUUACGGCGACGAAAAGGUGCGCACACAACCUUUGAACCCGGCCCGUUUGUACAAGAAAUAAGUCCUACUACGACUAUUAUACAGCGAGAGACAGCUGACAUUGUGAAAGUUAUUGAUGAAACCGACUUCCCGUGCGAGAAACCAUCAAGUAAACCAACUUCACCGCAAUUAGGAAAAACGAUCAUAAGAGCACCAGCAGAACGAGACGGACCUGUUACUACCGAAUUUAUUACUCUACCAACGCCCAAACCUAAUACUAUCAUAACCGCCUUACCCGUUACCGAAACACCUAUCUUAGCUUCACAUCAACCGCCAAAAACACAUAAAACGGAACAGGAUUUACCGCGAAUAGUAGAAGCAAUCACUAGAACAGGAGCGUAUGUUAAUAUACACGACGCGGAAGGAGUCAGCUUAUCUCCGACGAAAGACGAUUCAGCAGACUAUCGACAUUCCAGUGCUGACAAAGCCUAUUUGAAUAUUCCGCACAAUCUAGUGCAAAGCGAAGGGCCUACUGUCGAUAUGAAUGCGAUCAACCCCACGCUGCACAAAUACAACACAGCGCAUCUCCGCGGCAAACAUGACGUCAUUAAUUACGAUAACUCUUCUAAAAACCAAAAGGAACAUCAACGAUUCUGGACUCUUCCAAAGCGAACAGCGGAGACAAAUCAAUUAAGACCGACCUCCUCUAAUCUCAAGCAGGAUCCAGGUCAACUUUCUGCCGGUAAUUCCAUAAAAAUAUCACCAAUAGAUCCCAGAGCGUCUAGAUCUUUCAAAUCAUCAACUCCGUCCAACAAAGAAAACGUUGUUGAUCUCAGUUGCAAAUUGUUAUCGCCCGUCAAAUCAACGAUGACCAAUGAAGAACUUUACGCUGUUAUUCAUAAAAGUAAAAAGAAAUUGAACAUUAAAGACGCACCGGAAAGAGCAGAAUCGCCGGCCUUAUCAAAUAUAAGUUUAUCCCCGGUUAGUUCGGAAACCUCCCUACAUACAAAAGGCAGCCAACGUUAUCCCGAAACCGGCUACUUAGGAGAUCCCAGAAACAGAAUGAGUUGGUCGCCGGCCGACAAACUUCCGACGAGUAAUUUGGGUUACGGAUUCAAUUUUCAAAAACAAGAUACUACAUGCGCCGACAGGUACGGCCCGAUUUCUCAAACAUCUAGAUUGGAUUUCAAAAAACUUCUACUCCAACACAGCGUAAAAUUAAAUACAUUGAACCCGCAGACUAAAGCAAAUAAACUGUCCGCUGUCGAACAACUAAAACUAUCGAAAGACAAUAAUCCAAUUCAACCUAUACAAAAAAUCACUAACAAAUCACAAGUCAAUAUUUUAGAUCUAAGUGGAUCUCCAAAAACAUACGUACAAAGAAAAGUAAUCAAAUCAAACUCGCAACCAGCAUCUCCCGGAAGAACAGCAGCAUUGAUAAAAGAGCAUAAAAAUACGCCUAAAAUAUUACAUUCUCCGAAAUCUCAGUGGAGAUUUUCUAGUCCCAGAUCAGAUGUUUUAUCCACACCUAUUCCCGAAGCUCACAAUGAAGACGAAACCUCUAAUAGUUCUGGAGAAAAAGCGGAUGUGUCUCCUAUAAAUAUUCCGUCUAAUACUGUAUCUAUAGUCACAAACCAACAUUUCGGUGCACGAAGAAACUUAAUACCGAUAAAUGAAAGUCCUGCUGAAACUGGAAGUAGUAUUCAUGAAUCAAUACAUCAAGGGGUGUUCCCUUUAAAUCCAGAGUUUAGAAAACAAUUAGGACCAUCCAGAUCGGAAAUAAUUCAAGCAAAACGUGCGGAGUUCUUCAAAAGCCCACCCGAUCAAUCACCCCCGAAGUUCACUUCAUUUAAAAAUCCCAUUCCAGAUCCUUUGCCGAACACCCAAAACAAAUCGUCUCCAGAAAAAGGAAAACCUUCACCCAGCACUCUAGAAACUGCUUUAUGAUAAAAAGAAAUCAAUCUUUAUAAAACACGACCAAUUAUGAAUUUCAAUUUUUAUGAUUCAAUAAAUUCUACUAUAAAAAAACAAAGUGACAACAAACACUUUGAAGUGAGGUGAAAUUUAUAGAAGCUUUAAUCUAGUCUUUACUUUGCUAGCAUUUGUAUUUCAUGCACGAUACCCCCUACCGAUCCCAAAACCAGUGUUUUACAUUAUAACAAGAAAAUGAGCUAAAAUUUUUAUUUUGUUUUAUGGGGCCAAUUUAUGUUCUCUGAGUAUUAACUAUCAACUACGUGGUUAUAAAACUUAGAAAAUAAGUUAUUUAUUGAAUAUUUAAGUACUUGUAAGUAGAGUUUUAAACUAUUUCAGUUUUUAAAUUUCGGAUAA